This is a messenger RNA of Sphenostylis stenocarpa, 1029 nucleotides long. NCBI's taxonomy places the organism in Eukaryota, Viridiplantae, Streptophyta, Magnoliopsida, Fabales, Fabaceae. The record is from the annotation of a GenBank genome assembly.
AUGGCUUUUACUUCUUCUUCUUCUUCUAUUGCUUCUCAGUUUCUCCCUCCCAGAAAGCUCUCGGUAAUCCCUUUUUACUCAACGAAUUGCAGAACUUGGGCAUUUCCCACUGUUCUCACUCCAAGGCAGGCACCGUCAUUACUUUCUUCAACGUCAACCUCAACAUGCGUAGCAGCGGCGUCAAACUCAAACAACAGCACUACUUUCAAUUCCGUCAAGAAGCAAGAGAAAGAGAAAGAGAAGGAAGUGGAAGUGGAAGUGGAGGAAGAGCUGCCGUGGAUUCAGGAGAAGGCUUUGGACCUGGUCGAGUUCACCGGCUCCGUUACCCAAGCCAUUCCCGGGCCCAGAGUGGGUCCUACUUCCCUGCCUUGGAUUCUGGCUAUUCCUCUGGCUUAUGCUGGUCUUACUUUCCUAAUUGCCUUUGUCAAGACCGUCAAGAAAUUCUCUUCCCCCAAAGCAAAACGCCGCAGACUGGUCAGUAAAAAUGCCACGUUAUGCAAGUCGCUGGAUGAUUUAUUUCAAAACGGAAGAGACCAAGUUAAUCACGAAUCUCUCAAGCAAAUUGAGAAUAAGACAGGUUUUGAUUUGGAAGAAAUUUUGCGCAAGUAUAUCCGCUAUGCUCUAAAUGAGAAACCAUUCAAUCCUGACAUGGUAGCUGAUUUAAUUCAGCUAAGAAGAGCUUCUAUGCUAAAUGAUUCACACGUUGCUGAGAUUCUGAAUGAAAUUUCACGACGAAUUGUCCGAGACAAAGGCCCUAUUGUGAUGAAUAAGUCAGGUUAUACUGAAAAGGGUUUUAAGAGAAAAAUAGCUGUUCAGGCCCUUUUUGGAAAGGUCUUCUAUCUGUCUGAGCUUCCAGAGUUUUGCUCAAGAGAUAGCUCCUUAGUUGUAAAGGAAAUCUUCGGUGUUACAGAUGAAGAUGCUGACAAACUCAGAAUCUACACAGUCUCUGAAGCCGGCAGUCUAGAUGCUCUUGAGAAAAUGGUUGAUGAUUCAGAUUCAGAUUCAGAGGAUGCUAGUGACAACGCUUAA